Messenger RNA from Prorocentrum cordatum, 696 nucleotides. The record is from the annotation of a GenBank genome assembly. NCBI's taxonomy places the organism in Eukaryota, Dinophyceae, Prorocentrales, Prorocentraceae.
GUGCAGCAAGUUCAUAAUGUCAUCAGGAGCGAAGCAAGUCGGAAGCUUCAGGACAUUGCCAAAUCCGUGGGAGACGCGUGGUCUACACGUGACUUUGCCUCGGCCUUUUCGGCCCUUAGGCUCUUGGGAGCCUCGGGAAAAAGACAUCGGCAGCACAAGGUGUUGCCGGCCAUCCUGGGGCCUGACGAUGAACUGCUGCCUACCGUCGUACAGGCGCACGACCACUGGCUGCAGCAUUUCGCUGCCCAGGAACUGGCAGCAGUGAUGCCCCCUGACCUCUUCGAAGCCAUCUGCGAUGACAAGGUGGGUGACUUGAAAGGUGCGUCGAGGGACAUUGCUAACAUCCCCACGUUUGCCGAGUUUGAGAAAGCCCUGCGGUCCACGGGCAAUGGGGCUGCAGGUCGGUUUCCGUCUUUCAGGGCGCCGGGUCCACUGCCACUGACGGCCGUUGCCGUUCAGGCAAAUUAUCCUCGGGCAGCGGCUCAAAAGUUCAUUGCCGACCAAGUCGGGCAGAUCACUGGGUGGUCCAGGAGUUGGCAUGCUCCGUGGGGCGUGACAGAGCUCACGCCGCGACAGCAGCUGCAGGUUGCCGUGUCCAAUGAUCUACUGCAGGCCAUGGUGGAGCUCAUGUGCAUGAUGGCAUCGGUCCAGACGGACCUGCACCGUUGGUUAUCGCUGGCGAUCUCUUCUUUGUGA